GAUGAAAAAACAGCUAUUCGAAAUAAUUUCCAAAAGAAAAUGAAUGACACAUCGAUGCAAUUACUAACAAUAAAAACAUGGUUAGGUCAUUUGUAAUCUAUUGGUGUCAAAAAAUUAGCUGAAUGGAAAACUACUGAAAAAUAUAGAAUACGAAACAUUAAGGAAAUAUUUAAAAUGGUGUUUUAGACGAAAAUAUAUCAUUAGAUAAAAUCCAUUACGGUAAAAUUUUUGGCAGGUGAUUAGUUAGAAGAGCAAAGUGCACUGUUGAUAUUAAUUUUGGUUUGUAGGAAAUAGUAAUACAAAUAAUACAAAUAUAAAUUUAUUGUGACGAUCCUGGUGAGACUGAUACUCCAUUAAAUCGAAACAACAAAUCGAAACAAAUCGAAAUCAAUUAGAUUUAAAAGAAAGAUCAUCUCAAAAACUAUAUUUUAGGAAAAUUUCAUAUCAAUAUCUUUACUGGUUCCGAAAAUAUCGAAUUUUGACCGCUUAAUUUUGUGUUCUGUCACACUGUGUGUCGUGAGAACGGAUAAAUAUGCUUCAGAGAAAAAAGUAUUUGAAGCAGUAGUCGAAAGGGAAAGGCAUAAAGGCCAACCGUGGCUCCGGUUAAGAGAUCAAGUUGAAGGAGCACUAAUUCCAAAUUGAAGAAGACGUGUAAGCAGCAGAGCCACCUGGAGAGACAAACUGUGUCAGAUUGAAACUUGGUACCGGGUUGUUAUGACCAUUUAAAUAAAAUCAAAAAUGAUUGAAUUGUGAUAAUAAAGUGAGGUAUUUUCUGCGAUCACUUAUAGCAAUAAACGCUAAAUAAAAGUGAAAAAUUGCAAAUAGACAUAAUUGAAUGAUUAUUUGCUACCAACGGAAAAUUGAUUGCGCAUACAACUGGCACGUUAGCACCAAUCAAUAUAAUUCAGCUUCAAUUCAAGCUCCAGCUUCAGCUUCAUAUAUCCAUGACGAAACCACAACAUAACAGAAACACUACUUCAAGUCAUUUUGGAUGAAACAAAUAUUGUUGUUGCAAACACAAGAACAAAGCACAGUUACAAAACAACCUGCAACUUGUAACAAUUCAGAAUAAAUUACAAAUAAUUGAAAAAUUAUUACAAUCAGAAGCAAUCAAUAUCAAAAAUAUUGUUAUUAUAUGUAAAGCAAAUUGCAGCCAAAGGCUUUAACCAAACAAUAUUUGCGUUAAGCAACAAUAUUAGCAGUUAAAACAACAGAACAACUGCAACGACUGCAACAACUGCAACAGCUACAACUACAGAAACAAAAGCAACAAAACAGAUAUAAUAACAGUGACGAGAAAAAAUAUUAAAACCAACAAUAACAAUAGUUGCUCGCUAUUGUGGUAGCUGGUGAGGCCAAUAGCAGACUCCAGUGAUGUUAUAAUGAAAAGUAGUCAAUUUCGGCACCACCAACUACAAUUGCAAACAGCUACUGAACUACAACAACUACAGCAACAACAACAACUACCAGACCAUAAACAAAAAUUACAGGAAGAUACCCAACAACAACAUCAACAACAACAAUAUAAACAUCAGUAUCAACAUCAACAUCAGCCACAAAAACAACAACAAGAGCAACGACAGCAAACAUUUGUUCAAGCAGCACAAUCAAUAGAACAAUCACAGUUUGCAUCAGCUAUAUUAGCAACCAAAUCAACAACGGCAACAACACCAGAAGCUGUACAAAAUACAACAUUAUUGCAUCAACAACAUCACCAACAACAACAACAACAGAAACAUUUCCAGCAACAACAAACACUGACAGAAUUGCAUCAGUCAACUGUUGGCAACAUUGAACAUCAUCGUGCACGUCUUCAUCAUCAGCAUUUAACGCUUCCGCUGUCACAACAGCAGCAAUUGCACGCACAUCAGCAAUACUCAACACUGCAAACUCAAAAUAAAUUACAAUCGCAAUCCCAAUCCCAAUUGCAUUCGCAGACCCAAUCACAACAGCAAUCAAAGGUGCAAUCACAAUUGCAGACGCAUCUUCAACUCCAACAUCAGCUGCAUCAACCACAAAAAUCACCAGCCAUAAAAAACCAAAAUAACGCAGUAGCGGAACCAAUGGUCGUUAAAAAAAGUCAACAACCCGUUGUAACAACAGCAGUGCCCGUAUCCGCCAAUCAUAGUGUCAGUUUUGCGCAACAGCGCAACAACGGCAAACUGAACGUACCAAUGGCCACGACAUCAGUGGCCGCAAUGGCUGCUGCGGCAGCUGCAGCGGCAGUUGCGCACCAGGUUAAUCAUGUAGUUAACAAUGGUGGCGGAGGUGGUAGUGUGGGCGUCGGUGGAGCACCAGAUGCGCGUGCAAAGCAGGUGUUAAGAGAAGCCGUUGAUGCGGUUGUGAAUAGUUUCGCCAAGCACACACAAGGAUACGGAAGAGUCAAUGUGGUGGAAGCUUUACAAGAAUUUUGGCAAAUGAAACAAGCACGUGGUGCGGAUCUUAAAAACGGCGCACUGGUUAUAUAUGAAUCUGUUCCAUCAAAUAGUCAACCUUAUGUUUGUUACGUUACACUACCCGGUGGCAGCUGUUUUGGAAGUUUUCAAAACUGUCCCACAAAAGCUGAAGCACGUCGCAGUUCAGCAAAAAUAGCGCUCAUGAAUUCUGUAUUUAAUGAGCACCCCUCGCGACGGAUAAGUGAUGAAUUUAUCGAAAAAGCUGUACAAGAAGCCAGAGCAUCAUUUAAGGGAGAAUCUCAGGAAGGUGAUGGACCAGAUACUGGUAUUGGUGCAUUCAGAUUUAUGCUUGAAGCCAAUAAAGGACGCACAAUGCUCGAAUUUCAGGAGCUUAUGACUGUUUUUCAACUUCUUCAUUGGAAUGGUUCACUGAAGGCUAUGCGAGAGCGACAAUGUUCCAGACAAGAAGUAGUCGCUCAUUAUUCCAAUCGCAGCUUAGACGACGAUAUGCGCGCACAAAUGGCAUUAGAUUGGAUCGCACGCGAACAGGAAAAUCCCGGAGUUUUGGGCCGUGAACUAACACAGGCCGAAAGAGAAUUAGAGACUGCGCGCUUAGCUGGGCGUGAGUUACGAUUUCCCAAGGAAAAGAAGGAUAUCCUUAUGUUGGCACACAAUCAAAUCGGCGGUGGUGGUGGAGCAAUAAGCAGCUAAAGUCGAAAUCAAAGAACUACACGUGUUUGAAAUAUGAAAAUAAUUUCAAAUUCGAAAUAUGACGAUUUUGAUCUCGAUUUUUAUAAAAACAAUGAAAACAGCAAAUAUUUUUUUCUUAAGCUUAAGCGCUGCCAUCGAAACGACAAAAACAGACAAUAUAAUAUGCAUUAUUUUAAAUAGAAUUUUUAUUGAAUUUUUAUUUUUAUUUUUAUUUUUAUUUGAAAAUAAAAUGUUUUCUAAAAAAUUUUUAAAGUAAAUUUACGAAAUAAGCGAAACACGACGAGCUGCGAAACUCAAGUGAAUGUGAUUUUUAUUUAAAAAAAAUUAAAAUAAUUUUAAAAAUUAAGCGAGAUAAUAAUUUACAAUCUUUUUUUUAACUAGUUAGUCUAUAUGUACGAGUACGAGUAUAGUAAAUUUUUUAUAUAUGCUUUUAUAAAUAAAUUUUUAUAUAUUUAAAUAUUUUACUUUAUGCUUAGAAAUAUGCGAAAUUUGUAGAAAAAUUACGAAAUGAGCCUGCAAGAAUAAAAUUAAU
This is a messenger RNA of Teleopsis dalmanni, 3639 nucleotides long. RefSeq names its product protein limb expression 1 homolog (gene lft). Bases 1383 to 3107 code for a protein of 574 amino acids. Gene Ontology annotation, cellular component: cytoplasm. NCBI's taxonomy places the organism in Eukaryota, Metazoa, Arthropoda, Insecta, Diptera, Diopsidae. The transcript has 5 exons. The record is from RefSeq and is a predicted model, not a curated record. Gene Ontology annotation, biological process: autophagosome maturation.